Messenger RNA from Porites evermanni, 13351 nucleotides. The record is from the annotation of a GenBank genome assembly. Lineage: Eukaryota; Metazoa; Cnidaria; Anthozoa; Scleractinia; Poritidae.
AUGGCUAUAUGGCGCUAUUUAUUCUUGUAUAUUCUCUUCUUCACGAAUUUUCAAACGUCCUCAGCGGACUCUAAGGUCUCUGAUGCGGUGUAUAAUCUUUCAAAAGAAUCAGAAGUCAGGGAGCCAAGCGUGUUUCUUGCGAUUAUUGCUCGUAAUGCAGCUCAUCUCCUUCCGAACUGGCUGGGAUAUAUCGAUAAUUUAGACUACCCUAAAAGUAGAAUUUCUGUUUGGUAAGUGUGUCUUCUGGUAUUAUCAUUAUUAGUGGUUGUGUAUAUUUCUUAGUUUUGAUUGUUUUAAGUUGUUAUAGAAGCCACAGUUAUUAAGCGACCAAGAAUUUUCGACAAACGGUCCAACCGUCGGAUCACAACAAAUUAAUAAAUGAGAGCAUUGUCAAUGCUAAAAACGCCUGCAUUUAUGUUUGUUUACCGUUAGCUGUUGUGCUGUUGAUUUCCAAAAAACAAAUCUUCUUUUAAUAUAUAUGUCGUUACUAGCAAAUGUAAAUAAGAGGUUCAGUGAAAAUCAUAAAUGACAGCUACCUCAUAAACGUGUAGUCAGUUAUCGUCAACGUGUCAGUGCAUUCCUUAAAUUCUUCCACGAUCCGAUACUUGCAAAGUGUAUAGUGGAGUAAGCGUAGCUUUUGGAGCACUGUCUUAUACCAUGUAGAUUGUUGUUUUAGUCCGGGGUUUUAAUUAAGACACGUAAAAAGGAAUCAAUAAUAUUGCAUAUAAUUUAUAAGGUCAUUCUAUUACUUUCAUGACUCUCAUAAAUAUAAUUACGAACGUCAUGAAAGUCAUGAAAGUAACAGAAUGACCUUAUAUACAUUAAUUAUUAAUGUAUAUAUGUGGAAAGGGUAGGGAUUUCACAAACUGAAGUAUAAGAAGGGUAGGGAGAUGGGUUAGUUAGGUGUUUACACCGUAUGCUUGUAUCCCUUUACUAUAAUUUGCCCUCUGUGCAAUGUCGUUUAUUAACUUCAUUCCAAGGGUUUAGUAGAGCUGGGGAGACAGGGUUUAUAUUAGAAAGAUACGUGAAAAGGGGGUAUCAUUCUUCAGUGGUAAGAAAGUGUAAUUUUUCUCUCAAAAAUUGUAUACAUACAAGAGUAAGAGAGUGGACCUUAGGUCAGAGUCCUCCUGUAUUAAAAUUUUUUAAGUAUUUCCCCAGGCUACACCCAGACUUUCGUCAGGUUCCCUCUCCACUCUCCUCAGGGUUUCAUUAUUACCUUAAGCCAGAAAAAGAUACCUGGUUCAGGCAGAGCCUCCCCUUUAGGCCGUAACAAGGACUGCCCCCAACUAGGUGUAGGAUCAACCCUGACCGUGAUAAGAACAAGAAAAAAAUAAAAACAAAUAUCUACUCUUUACGGGACAUCAAAUUCUAACUCUGUUAUGAGGACAAAUGGAUAACAUACUUUCCUGUUUCUCAAUGUGAACACCCUGUUCAGGACAAGCUUACGUAAAAUUGAAUGGCCUGUUUAAGAAAGAUAGCCAAUAAACCAUUCCUUGUCGUGUAGGCCAUUAAGGAAAUACAUGUGUGGAAUAGAAAAUUAGCUAGCAUGAAAGGUGACUUGUAUUUUUUGUCUCGCAGUAUUUGCUUUAAAUCCAUUUAUAAUUAAUAAAUGUCUCUGACCCCAGGGGAUGGAGAUACUUAACCAAUUUUUGGGUAGAGGUGAUCCAAAAUCGAUGACUGAUGCUUAGCAUAAACAAAUCUUCAUUCGAAGUCCAAUUUAACUUUCAUUGUUUUGAAGACAAGGGCAAUUUGCUAAUUACGAUAAAGAUUGUCAAAAUUUUUGAACUCCACACAGGCAUGCGCUCUGCUGAACCCCGCUAAAAUUGCUCAUAAUUAUGCAAAGGUUUGGAAAAACAAGGUUCCAAUCAAAAUCACUUCCCGGUUUUCCGGUAGUGAUGUCAGGACGGCAUUAACGACUGGUCGAUUCAGAUGUUACUGAGGGAGUAAAUGACUCAAAGUAAUGUCUGAAAUUCAGGCUAGUGAUCUAUACGUGUGAAACCAACAAACUUUCACCCACUUCCCCCUUUUUUUACUGGUCCUGUCUUCUCCAUGAGCCAUUCCCGAGCUUGGAGUAUGCCCUUUCCUUUUUUUAAAUUUGAUUACUGGCAUUCUUUUUGUUACAGAUUAUUAUAUUGUGAAAGGUAAGUCAUUAUAAUCAUAAUUUUCAUAUAAAGAUGGUAUCGACCUAAGCAUUCAUACGAUCUCCCCAAAUCAAAUUCAAAUUCUUGAAGUUUUUCAGUUAUAAAUAACAUGUCUAUUUUAUUAUUAUUAUGUAAUAAUUUCUAGGAUCAGAUCUGACCAUAAUGAAGACAACACAUCAAAAGUCCUUCAAGAAUGGGCUCAGAAUGUGAAGCAGUUGUAUCACAGAGUAUUGAUCAAUGUUUCUGACACACCCAAUGAUUACGAGAACACUGCUGGUCCAGCUGAGUGGUCAGAGAGUAGAUACAAACAGAUGAUGUACCUGCGGCAAAAGGCCCUGGAUAGUGCCAGAAAGCAGUGGGCAGAUUAUUUAUUUGUAGGUUUUUUUGCCUUCAGUUAUCAACUACGGUCAAACCCUGUUAAUACAGACACUGAGGGGACCAUAGAAAGUCUCCUUUUUAACAGGGUGUCGGGAUUAACCAGGUUGAAUGUAGAGAAAAUGUAAGGGCUUUCUGUCCCCAGGGAAAAAGCAAACUGUCCAUAAUAAUGAGGUGUCCGUAUUAAGCAGGUGUCUGUAAAGCCGGGUUUAACUGUAUGGGGAAGGGAAGGGAUGAAUGAAAAAUUUGUGGUGGGAGAGUGUCUGUGCUCUAGGGUCAGUGAAACUGUUGUCCAAUAUAAGACCAUGGUAAACUACAUUUUGCAACCCUAUUUUAAACUAGUUACAGACACCAAAUUCCCUUUCUUUUGACAGGCUCCCCAUUGAGUAGGCCCUGAGUUGUUCAAUAGUUGGUGAGUGCUAUCUACUGGAUAAGAGUUACUGAAAACAGUUGCAUUAUCCACUGGAUAAUGAUUUAUGCAGCAGACAUCACCAUUUAACUUUUGGAGAACUACAGGGAUCAGAAACUCUUACAAUAACCACUUCUCACAAUCUGUUCUAGACUGAGACCCUCUGAUUUAUGUUUCCGUAUAGUAUCCCUGGCUAAAGUGCUUGAAAAAAAGGCCACCCUUGACUGUGGCUCAUGCAUUUACACAUCAAGUGUAUGCAUGACAAUGUAACUAACACCUCUAAUAAUAAGACCAUAAACUGUACUAACACUCCCUACCCCUCAGGGAUAUCAACAGUGAGACCAUUAAGUUUAUACAUGUCAAUGUUACUAACAUCCCACACCCGGGGGCCAUUCUAGGGGGAGGGUGCAGGGGGUGCGCACCACCCUGAGAUGACCUGCGGUUUUCUAAUACAACUGGUAUUCUGCAAAAAAAAACUAUGUGGUUUAUUGGUGUUGAAGUAGAGCAAGAGAUGAGUGCACCCCCUCCUAAAAAAAAUCCUGGAUCCGCCCCUGACACCCCUCUGCCAGGGAGUAACAACAGUGGGAACCAAACAUAGCAAAAAGUAUUGUUCUCUGAACAAAAUUAACAAGUCAUAAGUGACAAAUUAGUUUUACUAAAAAAAAUCAUAGCAAUGAUUGUAAUAUCAAAAUAUCUGCAUUAUUCUAUACUUGAACACAAGUUUAGGGUCAAGUUUAAAAGGAACGUAAAGGACCUAAGUUUUAUGAAUUAUUGGCCAUAUUUCCCAUGCAUGGCAUGUUUUCUUUUGACUAAAAUUGUAGAUAGUAUGGUAAUGACAGUAGACCUAACAUAUGGACAGUUUAAUUCGUGAAUGUUUAGGUCCUUUAACUUGAACACAAGUUUAGGGUCAAGUUUAAAAGGAACGUAAAGGACCUAAGUUUUACGAAUUAUUGGCGGUAUUUCCAAUGCAUGGCAUGUUUUCUUUUAACUAAAAUUUGUUGAUAGUAUGAUAAUGACAGUAGACCUAACAUAUGGACAGUUUAAUUCGUGAAUGUUUAGGUCCUUUAACUUGAACACAAGUUUGGUAUCAAGCUUAAAAGGAACGUAAAGGACCUAAGGUUUACUUCUUAAGACUAACAUUUCUUGUGCCCACACUUGCAUCCGUAAAUAAUUAUUAGACCCAGUACCUUGCAUACUAAAAUAUUCUCUUCAAGUUCACUGACAAGGUGCUUUAAAAAUGACUUCAGUUGGUAUUUUUCAGGCUCUUUCCAUAUAGAAAUUAUCUUAAGGUGGAUUUAUUUUCAACCUACUUGUACAGCUGUCCCAUUGCCCGCUAAAAGUGUUUAUUGUUUUUGAGCUUGGAAACAAUUCAAACAUUCCAACCUUCAAAUGCAACGGCUGUACAUGUGUUGCAAACCACCCUUAAUAUAUUAUGCUUGUUGUUUGCUUUAGUUUGUAGAUUGUGACAACUUCCUUGUGAACCCCAAAACACUACGGCUUUUGAUGGAUGAAAAAAAGUAAGUACCACAUUUACUUUCCACUAAAUUACAUUUUGCAAUAACUACAAUGGUUUACAUAAUUGUACAGUCGAACCUCUCCUUGUAAGCUCUCUCAUAAACAACCAGCUCUAGCAACCACCUUCGAGAAACCCCAUUUGAGCUGUGACCUAAAUUAACUUUGAGAUGAAAAGUUCUCAUAAUCGACCACUUUUGGGAUUACCCAACUGGACUUUUCCUUUGUUUUGAAGCUCUCGUAAGCCACCACUCAGAGUCUCUUAAUCAAAUAAAUCAACACUUCAUAAAUGAGGCUGCACACUGUACUUAUAAUGGUUCAAUGAUAAAGAUCUGUGCAGUGCGGUAUUGUAUUUCUAUAAGUACUUUGCCUGUAUGGUAACGACCACUCACAGUGUCUAUAUAUCAGAUAUAUAGACACUCAUUUAACAUAAAUUUCUUUUGUUUUGUUUUUGUGAAUUAAUAGUAAGUUUCUAAAGCUCUCGUAAGGAACAACCCUCUAUUGUUUUAGCAUGCAGUUGCUUACGAGAGCUCAUUUUAGUAAGGGACAAGCUCUACUUAAGGCCACUUUUUCGAAUUUCAGAGGUGGUCGCUUAUGAGAGCUUCAGCUGUAAUCUGUGUUUUGCAUGGAAACGUUAGAAAACUCACCUGGCCACAGUUUUUCAAAAGUGGGAUAGCACUCUUUACUAGAUAAAUCUAUCCAGCAGAUAAGCUAAGUAUCAGGGAAACCAAUUGCAUUAUGUACUGGAUAGAGAUUUAUCCAUUGGAUAGCAUUAGUCCACCACUAAGACCUGGGGGUUAAUAUUUAUAAUAAUUAUUUUAUUACGUAUGAAAGAUUUUUGAAUAAACCAUUUCCUUCUCUUGUAAGAUGGUAGAAACACUUCCAUGUUAAUAUAAUUCUUUUUACUCAUAGAACUGUAAUAGCUCCUAUGAUUGAAGUGUUUGGAGGCAAGGCUGCAUAUUCUAAUUUUUGGGGUGGAAUGGAUGAAGAGGUAAGUGCUAGAGAAUGCAUGAUAGAUUAAUAUACAAAAUAAUUUUAAUUGUGGUGGAUUUUUGUGAUCUCUUUUAUAAAGAUCAUUCUUAAGUUUAAACUUUGUCGUUGUGCCAUCUCCUUAACGCUCAUUGGCUGAUUAUGGUGUUUUUAUGGCUUAUAUCACAUGGUUUUCUCCCCCCCUGGGGUAGUCAGUGUUUUUAUAAUGGCAUGUAAAUGCUCUUGGUGGCAGUAGAAUGAACUAAACAUUUUUCAUUUGAAUCCGGUUGAUACCCUUGUAAAGUGUCAAAAUUAAUACAUCAGUCGUUACUAACUGUUGUUAACAAAGUCGUUACUAACUGUUGAAAAGUGUUUAGCAUGUUAAACAUGGAAUUUUUUUCUUGGUGUGUGACACUCUAGGGAUACUAUGCAAGAUCUGAUGAUUACUUUCCCAUGCUUCAACGAGAGAAGAAAGGCUGUUUUGAGGUGCCGAUGAUCCAUUCCACUCUUCUUAUUGACCUGCAAAAGACAAUAAGUGACCAGUUGAGAUAUAAUCCACCACUGGACAGUUAUACAGGCGAAGAGGAUGAUAUUCUCGUAUUUGCACACUCAGCAAGGAUGGCUGGUAAAUACUGCAGUAGAUACCUUGUAUUUACCGUAUUCUCGAUAAUUAUGCGUAUAGCAAAAUUAAGACUCGCCUGCCUCCUCCACAGGCUAUUAGGGAGCUUAAGCAAAGGUGUUUUUGAGUGACACACUUCAACAGGAAGUGAGGCUUUUUUCCUUUCAAAUGUCUUGACGCUAACUAAUUUGAGCUGCUAACGUCUUUAAAUGUCAACGAUUUGCCCGAAAUUUGGUGCAAAACUACUGUCCAAGAAUAUGAAAAACUCACUUCCGGUUGGCAGCGUCGCUCAAAAAUGCCUUUGUUUAAGCUCCCUUUUGGGGAGAGUGGGGGAUAAUGGGAACCAGCACAGAGAGUGAGCAGGGUUUGUUAUAGAAAGGCUAAUAAUUUUCCCCAACGGGAAUCGUACUUGCCAAGUUCAAGGACGAAUACUGUCCCUGACAAGAAACCGAGAGGGGAGCCAUUUGGCAGCUCCCACAAAUCUCGAUUUUCGCCUGUCCAUGUAUAAGCCAUAGUGGAAAGUUUGGAGCAAUAUGAACGCAUGUUAUCACUUGGUUUUUUUUUUUGUUUUUGUUUUUCAGAUGUAAAGCUGAAUCUACUUAAUAAAGAAGUUUAUGGUUACAUGAUACAACCAUCAGGUGCUAGUAAAACUUUGAAAGAUAUGAGGAUUUCCUUUACACACAUAAAGCUUGAGUGGUUUGGUAAGUCUGGCCGGCUUUAAACAAUGCGUUCAUCUCUAAAAGGGAAGCUAAGCAUACUGCUCCUUUAUUUUAAUUCCCCUUUCAAAUUUAAAUGUUCAUCGAUAUCCAUAUAUUUAUACUCAGUCGUAUAAAAAUCGUUCAGAAGAGUGUUUAAGAAUAUUACAUCAGAGAACCCUAACUGCACUACCAACGGCUCUUGGCGAAAGUUUAGCCCGCCGUCAUCUUUGUUUUCGUCAUGCAUAGCUGACAUAUUCAUGUGUCUCCACUUGUAACCUACCUGCUCGGCAAACGACGUAAGGUGUGGCCAGUGAAGGGGAAAAGAGAGGGGGACUGGGCUUGCUAUGCAGGCCAUGUAAGUUACUCCAAGUUCCAAAUUUCUCCAAAACGUACAUUUAAGUGAAGUCUUACAUUACUGCUAUAUCUGCGAUAUGUGCAGAAAUGGCGUUAAACUUUAAUUGUUGUUUUUUCUCUCUGUGUUUAGUUGAUCAUCCAGAAGAAUUGAUGCCUGUUAGUUCACAUGUUUCUCUUAAAUAUAUCUCUCCUGAAAAGCUUGGUUUUGAUGAGGUACAAUUAACAAACAGGCCUUAGUUGUUCAGAAGGUGGAAAACGCUAUCCAGAGGAUAUCGCUGGAUAGUUAUUUAUCCGCUGGAUAGCCGGUGCCUUCUAGCUUCUGAACAUCCAGGGCUUGUAGUUGAUCAUCGUCAAUAUAGCUGUCUGCCAUAUAACCUACGAGUAAAGGAUAAUACUAACCUCCCAAAACGAGAUGUUAUCAACAGUGGUAAAACCAACCUAAGCUUGCAUCAAAUACUCGGGGGUAUCCCUGUUGUUGGGUGGGGGGGGGGAGGGGGGGGUGGUGAAGGGGACGACCUUACUAUUGACUGAAACAAUUUUCGAACAGGAUAUCCUUUUCUGUAGAUCUGAAGGUGCUUUCGUACUUACUUGCUUCUUCCAUUUCAUCCCAAUAAACCGGGCUUUAAUGAGGAGGUCCAUGACUAGUAAGGUACAGUAAGCCCCGGCGCCUCCAGUGGUUCACCUCUGUAUCCAUGAAAAACUAUUUUGUAUUUGCAUUCUGAUUGCCUUGAGCAAACGAUCCUCUGUCAGCACGUGGAGUGUCUCCUUAUCUUAUAACAUAUCUAUCCCUUUUUUUUAAGAUCUAUCUUAUCAACCUCAAAAGACGGCCUUUGCGACGAAAACGAAUGCUUGCAUCUCUGAAAGAGCUUGGAAUAAGCGUCAAGUUAUUUGAUGCGAUCGAUGGGAAGUAAGUAUUAAUGAGUUAUAUUUGUUUGCGAGUUCAGAUAAGUUAACUUGUACUACGAGACUAAGUUUUUUCACUCGUCCUUUACCAAACCUUUCGGUUGCGAUUAUUUUUAUGAUAUCUUUACAAAAAUAAGUGGUUUCAUGUCAGGCACAGCUUUACUUCAGUUCGCCUUUCCUAUUUAAUAAAUUGUCAACCUAAAGCUGACGUUGGCCAUUUGCUGAAAACUUGAUUUUAAAUUUUUCUGUUGUCACAGAGUUUGAAUUACGAGUAGUCUCUUUCUUUUCCUAGUUUCCUUUAAGGGGAGCUAAAUCCGCUUGUACCCAAGGGCCACUGGCACACUCCACUGAUCGGUUACCCCACUAGACUACACGGUUGUCAAGCGGUUAUGGCUGCCCUUCAGCGGCUCCGUCAAUCUUUGCAGUUUUAGCUCUAGUUUUUUCGCUUUUUUCCGUUGAUGUGGUGCCGGCCUAACCUAUAGUACAAAGACGUAAACUUUAUAGUUAUCGAGUACCGUUUUGUUUUGUUUUGUUUAGAUUUUUUAUUCUCCUAAAUUUAAAUCAUUUUCCUUCUCCUACUUCUUUUUUUAUCUCUUUAUCUUUCGUGUUAUGCAAUUUGAUUAUCGUAACUACUCAGCUCGUUUAGUUUUUUCUAUUCUGAGUAAUUUUUUUGCCUGAUCUACUUUAACUUAUUCUGUUCUUGUAAACUUUUCUUAACUUGGCAAAUAAAAUGGUUGGUUGUUAAAAGAGCGACCGCCCUUACAGCCUAAACGGGCUGCGGCAUCUGUCAACUUAUUGAGUGCUUCGUAUUUAUUUAGUUAUCGAAUUGUUUAUUUAUUGUGUGUUUGCUUUUGUUCACCAUACUGAUGGUCGUUGUCAACAGAUCAUUAACAGAUCAGCAGGUGAAGGAUAUGAAAAUAAAAAUGUUACCAGGUUACAGUGAUCCUCAUGGAAAAAGGUACAAAAUAAUCAACUGAGCAAAUUAAAACUUGUGCUGCUAGAGCGAUUUUCGUAUGACCUUGAAAAAUGGUUUCGGUAAGAGUUCGUCAUCUGUUUCAUGAGCCAAUGGAUGAAAAGAUCAAAACAUGGACUCUUCGUUUUCCCGCCAAAGAAAACCCUAACGUGGAGAAGACAUUGUUCGAUUGGCCAAUCGUGUUGCAGUAUGACGUCAAAGCGAAGUAUCCAUUGAUUUCUAGAAAGUUCUCGGGCAUGAAGUGUUUUCACCCGAACGUUCGCUUAACCAACCAAAAGCCACCCGCGUUUGUAUCUGUUCGAUAAACCAAUCAAAUCGCUCUAUUUCCUUCGUUUGUUGUUUCUGUUUUGUUCGCACGUUUUCAUUUCAAGGUCAUACGAAAAUCGCUCUAUUUGAUUGCUAGAGUGGUUUUCGUUUGAGUGUCGUAAAACCAAAACCAAAGUAAUUACUCUGGCCAAUCACAUAGGACACAGACAAUACAUUGAACCAAUCAAAACUCGAAGUAAUUACAUGUGGCUGACGCAAAGCGCGGGAAAACGCAUGCGAGCGCGUCACAAUUGGCUUUGGUUUUACUUCUGAUUGGAUGAAAAGGUGGCGCGAAUCUUUUAAGCCAAUCGCAUCGUGUAGAAAGUGCAAAACCAAUUACUUUUCGACACUCAAAUGAAAACCGCUCUAAUGUCACCUCCACCGAGCAACCCUUUUUUAGACUAGAAACUCAACGCACUGAGAAUUUUGUGUUUCCCGAGGCGAAGUCAACGGAAACAUUGAGACUCCAGCGAAAUAGAGUGACCACCAUUUUAGUUAACACGUUGUUUGCCACCCGCGUGAGAUUCAUGUUAAUUUAGUUAAAGCGGCGUGCUACAAACCAGUCAAUUAGCAGCUGUAUUCUAAAACUAUUUUUUGUGCUUGUUAUAACUUAGGCCGCUGACCAUGGGAGAAAUUGGAUGUUUUCUGAGUCAUUACCUUAUCUGGGAGGAGGUAAGAUCACUGAUGGUAUACAGUUCACGUUUAUAAUAGUGAUUUUUUUCUUCAAGUAUUGGUGUACAAGUCAGUUUGAAAAACAAUGUACAGUCUUUGAACAUUACUGCAAUCAUUUGACUUUCCGCUAUUAUUCUUAGAUGGUUAACAACGGCCUUAGUCAAGUUUUGGUUUUAGAGGAUGACGUGCGAUUUGAGCCUGAUUUUAGAAAUCAACUCCGACAAUUGCUGAGGGAAGCAACAGUCCUAAAUAACAAAUAUCGUUGGGAGCUAAUGUGAGUUGACUUUUUGAUUUAAUUUCGUCUUUUUGUCCACUGUUGGCGCACUGCUGCAACGGAAUUAAGCUUCAAUUGCGAAAGAUCGCAUGCUCAACAAUUUUUCGCUUAUGAAAAUAGGACUUUUUCAAAUUAACGAUUUUCGUGGAUGCCUUUAGCUUGCGUUGUUUUUCAAAUUUGUCAGUCUAGGUUUGAGCGAACAGUGAUGUAGCGGAAAAUUAUCACAAACACUUGCUGCACUGAGAAUGUCGGUCAGUUACGGACUAGAAGUCACUAAUCCGUUGAUAAAUGUUCAAAAUUUCAAGCUGAGAACUACACACAGCUUAUUGUCCAGUUAUACUGACUUUAACAAAAUGUAAGUAAGUUUUCGACUGGAGGCAAAGCUUUUACAAAGUUAGGUCAACGUAAGGAGAAAAUUACUGUUUAAGGUUCAUAAAAUGGUCAUUGAAAUGAGUGUGAGGGCAGAGAGUAAAUUAAAAGCAGUCAUGGCGGUGACGGCAACGAGAACCUCUACGAGUUGUUGUUCUCUGUCACUAAGCUGCGUUUACACGAUCAGGUUGUCCUUGACAAGGAAUACUUGCUAGUGUGAAUAAACGACGAAGGAAGAAAAACUUGCUCAAGUUUUCCAAUUUAAAAGACUAAUUUUUCUUUGCAAUUCUAAACUGGGUUUACUCUUGUUUGUCAUUCUGAUGCUCUCGUUUGCCGUUCUCGUUGUCGUUGCAUGAAAGGGACCUUACCAUCCGACAAUGAUGAUGCCAAUGGAGACGUCGCUAAAAAUAGACUUUGCGUCCUUUCAAAAUUUUUCGCCCGAAUACCAAGCUACUCAAUUACCUAAGAGUAGGGAAAUUAGGUAGGAAUUGAAGGGAGAGGACCGCUUUAGAGUUCAGAUUUAUCGCCUCGCUGUUCCUGUUCUCAGCUCAACUAAAAGCCUUUGGUCAUUUUACGUCGUUCUUGUACCGGGACGGCAAAGAAAGUUACAAAAAAGUGCAACUAGCCUACCUAUUACUCUGAGGUCCUACUUAUGCUGUAAUCAGGGCGCCGAUGACCAGUCAGAUUAGAGAAUUUUAUUACAGUUGCAUUAAUCUGUUGUGCUUUUGUCUUAUAGUUACAUAGGACGCAAGCGAUUUCACAGUAAACCUGUGCAGAUGGUCCCAGGAGCAGAGCUGUUGGCCUGGGCUGAUUACACAUACUGGACGCUGGGAUACGCGAUUAGUUUAAGUGGUGCUCGCAAACUCCUGUCGGCCAAACCGCUUGAAAAAAUGGUAGCAGUGGACGAGUUUCUACCGAUCAUGUUCAACAAGCACACAAAGUAAGUCGAAUAAUGUCAGUACGUGGUGGUUUUUAAUAACUUUUUUUUAAGAUUACUGGCAAGCUAGUUAUUUCACAUGACUCUUCUCCCAAUAAAAAGUUUUUAUCGGCUUCUGAUUCAUCCCUUGAAAGCAAUAUUGUUCCAAGAAGAAGUAUUUGUCUGCACCAGUCUUGUUCAGCAUUCAACAUUGUUUGUCGGGGGCUGUAUGCAGUUUUACCAGUAUCACGUUACGCAGCUUAAGCAACGACGACGACGACGGCGACGGCAACGAGAACGAAAGAAAGGAUUAGGAUUAGAUUAGCAAAACAGCAACUUUUAAACUUUUUUUGUACCAGUAUUUCUUUGUCGUCGUUGCACGACUAAGACGUGAAACUUUCUUCCAAGCGAAAGAUUUUCUUUUCCUUUCCAUUGUCACCUUGUAAGCUACUUGGCUCGGAAAACUUGUCCUAUAUGAAUCUUUCCUAAUGGUAUUUUUUAGGGUAUAUUCUCCAUAUCUCUUUUGUUUGCUUACACAGUUCAGAGUGGAGUAACCAUUUCUAUCCGCGGAACCUUGUUGCCAUGACAGCCGAACCAUUGCUUCUGUACCCGACGCACUACGUAGGUGACGUAGGAUACUUCAGCGAUACAGAAACAACAGGACUCAUCCCACCUGAGUUGCAACAAAAUGACAAUGAGAAGCUCAAAAGAAGAAUCGAGCUUUGACGUCUGUUUAUGUAAUUCAGUCUACGCCUCGAUGUCCAGUGCUGUGCGAUCGACAGGAAAUUGCAAGUAUUACUCUGUAGGACUGACAGUAUCAAACCUCUGUCUUUUAAAUUUUUAAAAUUUUCAAGACAAUUAGAAAAAAAGCAGCUCUAGUCAGUAACGCACUUUAGCAGCAAGUUUAGUUUUUGAGGCACUGUAUUUAACGCUGAAAUAGUCGUAUAAGAAUCGAUGCAUUAUUUCACUAGUUGGUUUGACGUAAGUGGCGGGUCCCCUUAGAUAUAGGCGAACUGAAAUGUGAUUGGCAUCUGUUGCAGGUUUUGUUAUAAAGGAAGACUUAAACUUGGAGAAUGAGCUGUCACAUAGCGGGUUGUGAGCAAAACUAGCGGCUUUCUUAACUAAAUAAAAAAGACAGAAUUUAUGAAGAUUAUUUUGAAAAGAGAUUGUAUCUGCCACUAUGCGAGUACAAAGUAGUUUUUAUCUGAGCAGAUGUUGUAUCUAUUCAGCUACAGCUGUCGGUUCCACGGUACCGUAUUCNCAACAAAAUGACAAUGAGAAGCUCAAAAGAAGAAUCGAGCUUUGACGUCUGUUUAUGUAAUUCAGUCUACGCCUCGAUGUCCAGUGCUGUGCGAUCGACAGGAAAUUGCAAGUAUUACUCUGUAGGACUGACAGUAUCAAACCUCUGUCUUUUAAAUUUUUAAAAUUCUCAAGACAAUCAGAAAAAAAGCAGCUCUAGUCAGUAACGCACUUUAGCAGCAAGUUUAGUUUUUGAGGCACUGUAUUUAACGCUGAAAUAGUCGUAUAAGAAUCGAUGCAUUAUUUCACUAGUUGGUUUGACGUAAGUGGCGGGUCCCCUUAGAUAUAGGCGAACUGAAAUGUGAUUGGCAUCUGUUGCAGGUUUUGUUAUAAAGGAAGACUUAAACUUGGAGAAUGAGCUGUCACAUAGCGGGUUGUGAGCAAAACUAGCGGCUUUCUUAACUAAAUAAAAAAGACAGAAUUUAUUAAGAUUAUUUUGAAAAGAGAUUGUAUCUGCCACUAUGCGAGUACAAAGUAGUUUUUAUCUGAGCAGAUGUUGUAUCUGUUCAGUUACAGCUGUCGGUUCAAGUGUACCGAAUUCAAUCAUGGCAUAAAUGAUCAU